Molecule: messenger RNA, 1474 nt
Organism: Punica granatum (pomegranate)
Lineage: Eukaryota; Viridiplantae; Streptophyta; Magnoliopsida; Myrtales; Lythraceae
Source: RefSeq, a predicted model, not a curated record
CGUGCCGGAGAGGAUAGGUGGGGCCUCGAGAGUCUUGCUUGGAUUUCCAGUUUUCUCGUCACCUUCUCCUUCUGCUCUUCUAAAUAUAAAAGGAAAUCAAAUCUCCCCCGUAUCCUCACUCACUCGUAUCUCCAUCCAUCCCUCUGUAUCUAACCCCUUCGUUUGGAAACUCCUUUUCUCAGUCAGUGUGCAUCCGCAGUCAGUAAGAUGUCUUGCUUCAAGGGCAAAUACCAUGACGAGCUCAUUACCAAUGCAGCUCACAUUGGCACUCCUGGAAAGGGAAUUCUCGCAGCUGAUGAGUCCACCGGCACCAUUGGCAAGCGUCUGUCGAGCAUCAAUGUUGAAAAUGUCGAGACAAACAGGCGGGCCCUCCGUGAACUCCUCUUCACCACUCCUGGCGCCCUCCAGUACCUCAGCGGAGUGAUACUCUUCGAGGAAACCCUCUACCAGAAGACCGCUGGUGGCAAGCCCUUUGUUGAGGUUUUGAAGGAAGGUGGGGUCCUCCCCGGUAUUAAGGUUGACAAGGGCACGGUUGAGCUCCCGGGGACCAACGGUGAGACUACUACUCAGGGUCUUGAUGGUCUUGCCCAGCGUUGCCAGAAGUACUAUGAGGCAGGGGCCCGGUUUGCCAAGUGGCGAGCUGUGCUCAAGAUUGGGCCAACUGAGCCUUCCCAACUGGCCAUCAAUGACAACGCCAAUGGGCUAGCCCGAUACGCAGUCAUAUGCCAGGAGAACGGGCUCGUCCCUAUUGUUGAGCCCGAGAUCCUUGUGGAUGGUCCUCACAGCAUUGAGAAGUGCGCGGACGUCACUGAGCGGGUCCUUGAAGCAUGCUACAAGGCCCUGAACGACCACCACGUCCUCCUUGAGGGUACCCUCUUGAAGCCCAACAUGGUGACCCCUGGCUCAGAUGCCCCCAAGGUUGCACCCGAGGUGAUCGCUGAGCACACCGUGCGGGCCCUGCAGCGCACUGUUCCAGCAGCUGUUCCUGCAAUCGUGUUUUUGUCGGGAGGGCAGAGCGAGGAGCAGGCAACCAUCAACCUCAACGCCAUGAACAAGCUCAAGGGGAAGAAGCCGUGGAGUCUCUCCUUCUCGUUCGGGCGGGCCCUCCAGCAGAGCACCCUUAAGGCCUGGUCGGGGAAGGCAGAGAACGUGCCCAAGGCCCAGGCAGCCUUCCUCACGAGGUGCAAGGCUAACUCGGAGGCCACCCUGGGGACCUACAAGGGUGAUGCCCAGCUCGGGGAGGGAGCUGCUGAGAGCCUCCAUGUCAAGGACUACAAGUACUGAUUGAGCAUAGCUUGUUCUUAAAUCUUAAGCAUGAGGGCGGCAAUAUGGACACAAAUAAGCUUGAGUUUUUGGCAUUUUGUUUAAGAAUGGUUUGUUGUUUGACAUUUUGGGGGAACUUUUUGAUUAGUUCGGAAAUCGACUGUUGCUGUUAGCAAGGCAUAUCAAUAUUUGGCGAUGAUCUUUUGAUGCA